Messenger RNA from Gadus chalcogrammus (walleye pollock), 691 nucleotides. RefSeq lists its product as uncharacterized. The record is from RefSeq and is a predicted model, not a curated record. Lineage: Eukaryota; Metazoa; Chordata; Actinopteri; Gadiformes; Gadidae. The transcript is spliced from 7 exons. The coding region runs from base 80 to 610 and encodes 176 amino acids.
CAUGAAGGCACCUCAACCAAAGGCGUGAGAGGAGUCAAAGAGAGAGGGACAUCAAAUGUAGACAGACGACUGGAAGCUAAUGAUGAUGGAGAACAGCCACACCUGUCAACCACAAGCCCACCUGUCAAGAGGCCAACGAAGACUGCAACUAAAAGACAUGAUGAUGAUGGGAGUUAUGAUGAUGGGGAUGGAGAGGUGCGACAACAGACCGCCAGAAGACCACCUAUUAAGAGACAAAAGAAGACUGCAGCUAAAGGACAGGAUGAUGGGAGUGAUGAUGAUGGAGAUGGAGAACAGCCACACCUGUCAACCACAAGCUCACCUGUCAAGAGGCCAAAGAAGACUGCAACUAAAAGAAGGCAUGAUGAGAGUGAUGAUGAGAGUGAUGAUGAGAGUGAUGAUGAUGGGUGUGGAGAGAAGCGACCCUCGACCGCAACAAGACCACCUGUUGAGCGGAGAAAGAAGACUAAACGAAACUAUGAUGAAGAUUAUGAUUGGGCUUUCUCAGAUGGAGAGGAGCUACACAUCACAACACCCCCUGUUGAGGGGCGAAAGAAGACUGCAACUAACAGAGGACGUAAUGAUGAUGAUGCUCCAAAAACACAAUUAAAGAGACCCUGGACUGACCAGGAGAGGACUGCAGUCGGGCGAAGCAUGGCAAAGUUCAUCUCGCUAAGGAGGGUGCCAGCAA